This is a messenger RNA of Fusarium venenatum, 1740 nucleotides long. RefSeq lists its product as uncharacterized. NCBI's taxonomy places the organism in Eukaryota, Fungi, Ascomycota, Sordariomycetes, Hypocreales, Nectriaceae. The record is from RefSeq and is a predicted model, not a curated record.
AUGCAUAUAAUAGAUGAAAUAUGGGGUUACAUCUUUUCUCAUCUCGAGUGCCCUAUGGAGCGGAAGGGCUGGCAAAAUGAUGAUGAGUGGACUGGUGAGAGGUGGGAAAGGACAAAAUAUGGCCGAGAUGAAUUGUUUGCACUUUGUCUCGUGAGCCGUCAGUUUCGACGUAUCGCUCAACAAUCACUGCACCGGUCCAUCUCGAUUAUAGCCCACUGCGGUCUUCAGGAGUCAGGCCCAAGUCCCUAUGACUUACUCCUAAGGAUACUACACAACAAUCCCACUCUCGCAGGAAACGUCCGCGCGCUCAAGUUUUUGGGAUUGAGCGGAAACAAAAGCUACAAUUUUGAGAGAGCAUUGGGUCACUUGAAGCUAGAACCGAGUCUAGCAAGCCGCCUGAAUAGGUGUCUCACUAACUGUGUUAGUAAUGCUGCUUCUCUUCUCCUGCUUCACACGCCCCAAGUCCGGCUUAUCGACUACACUAUGACCAACCUCGACUCUAGUAUACACUGGAUGUUGAGCGGAAUUCUGGGCUCGGAGGGUGACGUCGAGGAUCUAUGGUGGAAAACGCGCAAGAUGGGAGACCGCUCUCUUCUUUAUCACGAAGAAGUAGGAUUCUCUAACAGCCCCGAUGAGCAAAAUAUCAACCAACAAGCCCUUACAGGCGCUUUAAGGAACAUUUCUGUGAACCACAGCCCCCUUCCCAACUUGAAAGAAGUGCGAUUUAGGACUGAAGACAUACGUCAAGAGUUCCUCCCAGCCUGGUUGAUCAAGCCAAUCUUUCUCAACCCAAAUCUCAAGACAUUGCGCACCUUUGGUAUUGACUGGUACAUGGGUGGGAAGCAAAUGUUCGUCUGGCCGACUUACCAGAGCAACCUGGAAUGCCUUGACCUCAAGGAGACGAUCAUAGACGCUAAUACCCUAAAAGCCAUCAUGACACGCUGUCCUAAGCUGAAAAGUCUGUCCGUCGACUUGGCGGACAUGUUUCAAAAGGCUACAUAUGAGGAUGCCAUUGACCUCGACUUAGAAAGAUUUCAUUAUGGUCGCAUGGAUAGAAGUGGUUAUAGUAGUGAAGACGACGACGACGACGACGACGACGACGAUGAUGAUGAUGAUGAUCAAGACGGUCCCGUUCCACCUGACCCAGUUUACGAUUUUGGUAUUGAUCUGGCAGAAUUUGGAGACGUUCUUAGAGAGUAUGGAGGUAAUCUCGAAGAACUUGCUGUCUCAACAUUCAAUUACGUAAGCAGCGACUUCGACAGCGGUUUCGAGGGAUACAUCGGUACACUCCGCGAGUUCACGAAACUGAGACAUCUAAAGAUUGAUUGUCAUGAUCUCCUAGGACUCAACACUGAGGACUUCUCAUACAAGCCCAAGAUGAUUAACGAGCGUCUCAGUGAUGUUCUACCAGCCUCGAUCGAAACGCUCCAUCUAUACAACGGGAGCAAAUAUGGCCCUGGCUACCAGAAGCCGAACGGACCAUGCAAUACUGAAACUUUGGUCAAGGCAUUUCUUGCUGAAGCUAAAACCUGUGCGCCUAAUCUUCGAAAAGUUGUCGUGGAGUGGUAUGAUAGUAAAUAUGAGGGGUACGAGAUAUGCAAGGAGUACUGGUCCCGAAGGACGAUAGAUUAUGGGUGGAAGGUCAAGUUUGUGAAGGAGAAAUUUGAGGUUGAGCAUCACGUUAAAGGUUACGUUAUGGCUCUUGCCGUAUUGACCAAGAAGUACAAGAGACGCAAUUAG